This is a messenger RNA of Plodia interpunctella (Indianmeal moth), 4473 nucleotides long. Its product is annotated as ATP-binding cassette sub-family C member 4-like. Gene Ontology annotation, molecular function: ABC-type transporter activity; ATP binding; ATP hydrolysis activity. Gene Ontology annotation, cellular component: membrane. The transcript has 25 exons. The record is from RefSeq and is a predicted model, not a curated record. The coding region runs from base 149 to 4222 and encodes 1357 amino acids. NCBI's taxonomy places the organism in Eukaryota, Metazoa, Arthropoda, Insecta, Lepidoptera, Pyralidae. Gene Ontology annotation, biological process: transmembrane transport.
UAACAGCGGAGAGCUCACGUUUACGCGAUUUUAAAAUCAGUCUGUGUGAUUGUUACGUCGCGGCUGUAUUAUGCAUGUCAUCGUUUAAUCUCCAAAUCUAAAUUUUAUUUUAAUAAGUUUUCACAUUAAGCCAAAGUGAUAAAUAAUAAUGGGUGUUAAUAAAAAAGCCAGUAGUGAUUCUUCCGGAAAGGAAAAUAAUAAAAUGUCUUCUGAAAAAUCUGCUCCGGGAUUGAUCUCUCGGUUCUUUUUUUGCUGGACGUUUCCUUUAUUUUACAAUGGCAAUCGUCGAGACCUGGAGGAGUACGAUUUAGUGCGCCCGAGGAAAAUAUAUGACUCAAAAAGUGUUGGUGAUAAAUUAGAACAAAAUUGGUUACAUGAAGAAGCUGCGGCACGAGCCGCUGGGCGUCCGCCGUCUUUUAUACGGGUCUUAACUAGGACCUUCUUCUGGUCUUUUAUACCUGGAGGAAUUAUGCAGUUUAUUUAUACUGCUUUAAGAACAGGUACACCUUUGCUUUUCGGCCAGCUGCUUCAGCAUUGGUCACCAGAUUCCUCCAUGGACCAGCAAACCGCUAUGUACUAUGCUCUGGGGAUGAUAUUAUCAAACUGGAUGGCUGCGUUCUUCAACCACCACGGCGGGUUAUACUGCCAACAGUUUGGGAUGAAGUUGAGAAUCGCCACCAGCACGCUUAUGUUCCGAAAGAUAAUGCGAAUGAACAACGCAUCUCUUGGGGAGACGGCGGCAGGUAAAGUGGUGAACCUGCUGUCGAACGACCUGCAGCGCUUCGACCUGGCGUUCCUGUUCCUCCACUACGUGUGGAUCAUCCCGCUGCAGCUGGCGGCCGUCUGCUGGCUCGGCUAUGAGCAGGCUGGCUACGCUGCCCUCAUCGGUUUGGCGGCCUUGAUCCUCAUCGCGCUGCCUAUACAAGGUUUUCUUAGUCGUACCAUUGGCAGCACGAGGUUCAAAAUAGCGGACAAAACUGAUCAAAGAAUUAAAGUGAUGAGCGAAGUCAUCUCUGGGAUUCAAGUAAUUAAAAUGUACGCGUGGGAGAUACCUUUCCAGAAGAUUGUGAGCAACAAGAGAGACGAGGAAUUAAAACAUAUCCGUAUUGCCACGUUCCUAAGGACCAUAUUCUUAGGCUUCAUGUUGUUUACGGAGAGAACUGCCUUUUUCAUCACCAUCAUGACCUUCGUGCUGUUGGGAAACUCAAUGACAGCCAAUGUUAUUUAUCCAUUACAACAAUUCAUGACCGCGGCACAACUCAACAUUACGCUGUUCCUGCCGCUCACAGUCACCUUCACAGCUGAAAUGCUGGUCUCCGUAAGAAGAAUUCAGGAGUUCCUCAUAUUAGAAGACAGGCCCGACUUGGCGGCAGUCACGGAGGCGCCUCGGGCUACGCUGUUCAAGAACAACAACUUCUCAGACGCCCCAGAUAAAACAGUCAGGCCUCUCUCUUAUCAACGUCAUUCCGAUGCAGUAUUUACUAAUGGUUUCAACCGUGCCCAGAAAUUCCGUCGCAGUAUUUCUGUGCCAAGCGAGUUCGCAGUGGAGGUGCGCGAGGUGUCAGCGAGCUGGACGGGCGACUCCAACAUGAUGGCUCUGAAGAACAUCUCCUUCCGGCUGCGUCGGGGCAAGCUCUGCGCUAUCAUCGGCGCUGUCGGCUCGGGCAAGUCAUCCAUUCUGCAACUGCUUUUGAAAGAGCUACCAGCUUCUACCGGCAACGUGGUAGUUCAAGGAAACAUAUCGUAUGCAAGCCAGGAGGCGUGGCUUUUCCCAAGUACGGUUCGCGAAAACAUCCUUUUUGGUUUGCCUUAUGACGUGCAAAAAUACAGAAGGGUUUGCAAGGCGUGUGCAUUAGAGAAAGAUUUUCUGCAAUUUCCGUACGGAGACCAGACGUUGGUGGGCGAACGAGGGGUGUCCCUGUCGGGGGGACAGCGCGCUAGAAUCAAUUUGGCGCGCGCUGUCUACAGGGAGUCUGACGUGUAUCUCCUGGAUGACCCCUUGUCGGCGGUGGAUGCUAACGUGGGCCGGCAGCUAUUCGAGGGCUGCAUCAACGGCUAUCUGCGCGGGCGCACGAGGGUGCUCGUCACGCAUCAGAUACACUUCCUGAAGGCUGCCGACUUCAUUAUAGUUUUGAACGAGGGUCGUGUGGAGAAUAUGGGCACCUUCGACGAGCUAGCUUCGUCGGGCAAGGAGUUCGCCAUGUUGUUGACCGCGCUCCAGGACGGGAAAGACAAGGACAGCGAGAGCGUCGGCUCAGGGGUGAGCGUUGAAGACAAAGAAAGGCCAAAGCUUCUAAGAAGCCAAUCGUCCACCGUAGAGACGGAACAGCCAAAGGAGUUUGAAGCGCAAAAGAUGAAAGAGGAGGAGCGGCAAUCAGGCAACCUUCGCUGGGAGGUCGUUAGAGCCUACUUCACGUCUGGCGGGAACAUCUUCUUUAUCAUGUUCACCGUGUUCAUGGUGCUCCUGGCCGCCGCCAGCGGCGCUAGCGUUGACUACUGGGUCAGCUUCUGGUCUAACCAGAUGGCUAUUUAUGAAGAAGGUUUAGGAGGAGAAGAAAUGGACCCAGGACUGGACGUGCAGGUGGGUCCCUUCACCACGGGACAGUACAUCAUCAUUCACGGCUGCAUCGUGGUGUCGUGCAUCCUGCUCACACAUUUCCGAGUCCUCCCGUUCGUUAGCUUGUGCGUCUCCGCCUCCAAGAACCUACAUAACCGAAUGUUCUCCACGAUGACCAAAGGCAUCAUGAGAUUCUUUGAUACUAGCUCUUCCGGUCGAAUUCUCAACCGAUUUACAAAGGACAUGGGCGCACUGGACGAAAUAUUGCCUCGCACAUUAUUGGACGUAUUCCAAAUCUACAGCACGCUGCUCGCCAUCCUAGUAUUGAACGCCAUAGCACUCUACUGGACACUAAUUCCUUCGGCAGUUUUGCUUAUUUGUUUCUUCUUCUUUGUCAAAAUCUAUAUGAAGACGGCCCAGGGAGUGAAGAGGUUGGAGGGAACGACUAAGAGCCCGGUGUUUGGCAUGGUGACGUCUUCUUUGAAUGGCAUAGCUACCAUCAGAGCGGCGGGCGCUCAGCAGAGGCUUAUAGCAGAUUUUGAUAAACACCAGGAUUUGCAUACAGCGGCAUGGAAUGGCUACCUGGGCGGCGGUUCAGCCUUUGGACUAUACCUGGACACAAUGUGUUUGGUAUACCUCAGCUGCGUAAUUUUCGUUUUCUUGUUCCUUGAUUUUGGAGACGCGAUAUCUGUGGGCAGCGUAGGUCUGGCGGUGACACAGAGUAACACUCUGACGGCCAUGUUGCAGCACGGAGCUCGCAUGCUCGUGGAGUUCAUCGCUCAGCUGACGAGUGUGGAGCGAGUACUCGAGUACACUCGUAUCGAGACCGAGCCCAACCUCUUCCAAGGCCAAAUGACUGCGCCCGCGCAGUGGCCGUCAGCGGGUCACAUCGAGUUCCAGCGAGUAUUCUUGCGCUACGCCCCUGAUGAGGAUCCUGUUCUCAAAGAUUUAAAUAUCGUGUUUCAGAGCGGGUGGAAGGUAGGGAUCGUGGGCAGGACUGGAGCGGGAAAGUCUUCAUUGAUAUCGGCUUUAUUCCGAUUCGCAUACAUCGACGGCACGAUAUCUAUCGAUGGCAUGGAUACCUCACUUGUAGGAAGACAGGAGCUCCGGUCAAAAAUUUCAAUUAUACCACAAGAGCCAGUUCUGUUCUCAGCUACAAUCAGAUACAAUUUAGACCCCUUCAACAUUUACAGCGAUGACGACCUAUGGAGAGCACUUGAACAGGUGGACAUGAAAUCUUCUAUUCCUUCACUUGAUUUCAAAGUUACUGAAGGAGGUUCCAAUUUCUCUGUAGGUCAGAGACAGUUGAUGUGUCUAGCACGCGCGGUUCUAAGAUCCAACAAAAUAUUAAUUAUGGAUGAAGCCACAGCCAACGUAGAUCCUCAGACUGAUAGUUUUAUUCAGCAGACAAUACGGCGCCAAUUCUCUUCAUGUACGGUGCUAACAAUCGCUCACCGGCUUAAUACCAUCAUGGACUCGGAUCGAGUGCUGGUGAUGAGUGCAGGACAAGCGAUGGAAUUUGAUCAUCCUCAUAUUCUGCUUUCAGAUCCAAAUAGUAUAUUUUCCUCCAUGGUUCGUGAAACUGGUGAUAAAACCAGUUCAAAACUGUUAGAAAUAGCAAAAGAGAGCUACUUCCAGAAUAAUCUGAAAGAAAACACAAGAUGAAAUGCUAAGCCAUAUUAUAUAAGUACAAUAAUUUUAUACUCCGCAUUGUACAUACGCACCCAUAGCUUUAUGCCAAGGUAUAUAAUUAGAUAUAUACCUUCCAAUUUUGUGCUUACUAGGGAUCAAGACAGCAUUAUAUUAAGUAUCAGGAAAAGUGAUUAUGUUGAAGCGUGACUAAAUUAAGUCAUAAAUAUUAAGUUCUUUAUUUUUUUUUAUAUCUGUCGAAUAUAAUUAAAUGUGAAUUCAGUAAA